Messenger RNA from Zea mays, 2769 nucleotides. RefSeq lists its product as uncharacterized. The record is from RefSeq and is a predicted model, not a curated record. The coding region runs from base 237 to 2369 and encodes 710 amino acids. The transcript has a single exon. Lineage: Eukaryota; Viridiplantae; Streptophyta; Magnoliopsida; Poales; Poaceae.
ACUCCCACGGGGCUCCACCUUUUCUCCUCUCCCCAUCUCCUUCCACUCUCUCCGCCAUCUCGCUCCUCUCAAUCCCCAGUUCCCCACACAUCCAUCCCAUUUCCGCCGCCGCCUCCGUUGAACCUUCGUCGCUUGCUGCCGCGCCGCGCCCCUACAAAGCCAGCCAGCCGCUAAAACCUCCUCGUCUUCAUCCACUUCCGCCCGCGCACCCGAUCUUCCCCAAGUCCGCCGCCGCCAUGGGCUCCUCCUGCGACCCCUCCCCGUCGCCGGGCGCCGACGACCUCUUCCUCUCCCUCUCCGACCUCGGCCCCACGUCACCCUCCGCGUACCUCGACCUCCCGCCCACCCCGCAGCCCCAGCAGGGGAUCAAAGGCCCGACGCAGGACUUGCUUCUCCCCUACAUCUCCAGCAUGCUCAUGGAGGACGAUAUCGACGACACCUUCUUCUACGACUACCCGGACAACCCCGCGCUCCUCCAGGCGCAGCAGUCUUUCCUCGACGUCCUCUCCGACGACGCCACUGUCCCGACCACCACCACCACCCACAGCAGCGCCAGCGUCAACCACCACCACUCCUCCUCCUCCUCCGACGCAUCAGCCAGCGGGCCGCUCACCCCCGCCGCUGUCGACUCCUACGCACCGGCCCCCGCCGCCCAGUUCGACAGCUUCGACUUCGACCCCGCGGCCUUCUUUAGCAACGGGGCCAACUCCGACCUCAUGACCUCCGCCUUCCUCAAGGGCAUGGAGGAAGCCAACAAGUUCCUGCCCACCCAGGACAAACUCGUCAUCGACCUCGACCCGCCAGACGACCCCAAGAGGUUCGUCCUCCCCACCCCCGCCGCGGACAAGCUCGCGCCCGGAUUGAACGCGGCCGCUCCCACCGUCCAUGUGGCCGUGGCCGUCAAGGAGGAGGAGGCGAUCCUCGCUGCGCCUGAUGCCGCGCCUGGCAGCGGCGGCGCCGUCUUGGGCCGCGGUCGGAGGAACCGCUUCGACGACGAGGAGGACCUGGAACUGCAGCGCCGGAGCAGCAAGCAGAGCGCGCUGGAGGGGGAUGGCGACGAGCGGGACGUCUUCGAGAAAUACAUCAUCGCCUCCCCCGAGAUGUGCACGGAGCAGAUGCAGAAGCUGCGGAUCGCCAUGCAGGAGGCGGCCGCCAAGAGGGAGGCGGCGGCAGGCGAGAACGGCAAGGCCAAGGGCCGCCGCGGCGGGAGGGAGGUGGUGGACCUUCGCACGCUGCUCACCCACUGCGCGCAGGCCGUCGCCUCCGACGAUCGCCGCAGUGCCACCGAGCUGCUCAAGCAGAUCAAGCAGCAUGCCAGCCCACUGGGGGACGCCACGCAGCGCCUCGCCCACUGCUUUGCCGAGGGCCUCCAGGCCCGCCUCGCCGGCACAGGCAGCAUGGUGUACCAGUCGCUCAUGGCCAAGCGCACGUCUGCCACCGACAUACUCCAGGCGUACCAGCUGUACAUGGCCGCCAUCUGCUUCAAGAAAGUCGUCUGCCUAUUCUCAAAUCACACCAUCUACAAUGCUGGACUGGGCAAGAAGAAGAUACAUAUCGUUGAUUACGGGAUACAGUACGGCUUCCAGUGGCCGUGCUUCCUGCGAUGGAUAGCGGAUAGGGAGGGUGGGCCGCCGGAGGUGAGGAUUACUGGCAUUGACCUGCCCCAGCCUGGGUUUCGCCCUACUCAGCGCAUCGAGGAGACAGGGCGCCGGCUCAGCAAGUAUGCCCAGCAGUUCGGUGUGCCAUUCAAGUACCAGGCAAUUGCAGCUUCCAAGAUGGAGUCCAUCCGUGUGGAGGAUUUGAACCUGGAUCCAGAGGAGGUGCUCAUCGUGAACUGCCUAUACCAGUUCAAGAACUUGAUGGAUGAGAGCGUUGUGAUCGAAAGCCCAAGGGACAUUGUGCUCAACAACAUCAGAAAUAUGCGGCCUCAUACAUUCAUACACGCAAUUGUGAAUGGCUCCUUCAGUGCGCCUUUCUUCGUGACAAGGUUCCGGGAGGCUCUGUUCUUCUACUCGGCCUUGUUUGAUGCGCUGGACGCGACCACCCCAAGAGACAGCAACCAGAGGAUGCUGAUCGAGGAGAACCUCUUCGGGAGGGCUGCCCUGAAUGUCAUUGCGUGUGAGGGCACAGACCGAGUGGAGCGCCCUGAGACGUACAAACAAUGGCAGGUGCGGAACCAACGAGCAGGCUUGAAGCAGCAGCCAUUGAACCCUGAUGUCGUGCAGGUAGUGCGGAACAAGGUCAAGGAUUGCUACCACAAGGACUUUGUGAUCGACGUCGAUCACCGCUGGCUCUUGCAGGGAUGGAAAGGCCGCAUCCUCUAUGCCGUCUCAACAUGGGUGGCAAAUGAUGCCCCCUCUUACAUCUAGCUGUUCUGUUGACUCACUUGUCUACAAAUUUUAGGUUUAGGUAUGUCAUCUGGAUAUAUCUAGUGACAAGUGUGUUCAGUGGGUUACAUGGACUCACUUGUGAUUGAUGGUAAUGCGAACUAGAUGCUUAUCACUCAACCAUGUUGUUGCAUAGUGCUAAACAUGAUUAGAUCUAGGUCCUGGGUCUGGGCAAUGUCCUCUGCAGCAUCUGCCGUGUUUGAUCAAUCCAGUCAGUUGAUCAGGUUGUAAUUGACACUUGGUCCUCUCUGUUUCCGGUGUGAUUACUGCGCUGUUUCAGACUUCAGAAUCGUUAUCAUGAACUGAUGGAUUUUGUCUGUCUACUCUUAUCGCACAUGAGAGCAUUUUUCCAGAAUACAAUGUACAAGGCAUGUGUUUUAUC